UAAUUGCAUUCGAAGUUCAAUAAAAGCAUUUAAAAAAAAUGAGUGACGGAAAGGAACAGAAGCCUGGCGAUGGCAUCCGCUCCAUGCGCAGCACGGGCGUCUUCCGUUUGAUCAACUUUGAACUGUACACAAAGCCGAACAUGGUCGUCAUGGGCCUGGGCUUGACAGCUAUAACUGGAGUCUUUGGAUAUAUUGCCUACAUGCGGUACAAGUACCAGAGUUUGGGCUACUAUGUGGCCGUCAAGGAAGACGGAAAGGAGGAGUUUAUCAAGAAGAAAUCAAAUUGGGAGUUGUAGCAUUGUAUCUUUGUGGAAACUUCUUUAUUCGCUUGAUAGCACAAUUUGGUACAUAAAUUUCUGUUGUUUCGAGUAA
Drosophila persimilis is the source of this 372-nucleotide messenger RNA. RefSeq names its product small integral membrane protein 8. The coding region runs from base 39 to 296 and encodes 85 amino acids. The transcript has 2 exons. Lineage: Eukaryota; Metazoa; Arthropoda; Insecta; Diptera; Drosophilidae. The record is from RefSeq and is a predicted model, not a curated record.